AUGAGCACAUCCAACUCAGCCGUGCCGGAUGAGAACGACAACGAUAAGAACUUCAUGGAAAAUAUUGCCCUGAACGCCUCCCAAGACCGCUCAGAUGCUGAAUGCCAGGUAGAAGACGAGCGUGGACAGGACGAGGCCUUGGAAUUCGCAGCUCACCAGGUCGAGAUCAGCAAGGAGACAGAGAGAAACGUCCGCCGCAAGAUCGAUUUCCAUAUGCUUCCUUGGAUGUGCGGGCUCUAUCUGCUGCAAUAUCUUGACAAAACAACGCUGUCAUACGCUUCAUCCAUGGGGAUCAAAAGAAUACCAAUAUGA
Messenger RNA from Monascus purpureus, 312 nucleotides. The record is from the annotation of a GenBank genome assembly. NCBI's taxonomy places the organism in Eukaryota, Fungi, Ascomycota, Eurotiomycetes, Eurotiales, Aspergillaceae.